AUGCCGAAGAGAAAGAUGAGCGAAAGCUCCAUAGAAAAGAAGGGAAGUAAAGACCGUGAUCAAGCACGGUACGGAAUGAUCAGAGACUCGCGUGAAGACUUUUACGACGGACAGAGGAAGCUUGAUGACUCCCGAGAACGCGCUCGCGCGGCGCCUAAGCGACAAGUGUGGACUCCCGAAAGCCCUGUCCUGAUCUUAAACGUGCGAGGCAUACCGAAAGACGAUAAGAAGAAGCUUCUUAAUAAGUUCCCGGUAUAUCGCGAAAAGCCAGUGUUCGAUAACGGCAAGCUUCAGAAGCUCCCGCCAUCAAAUGUCGCCCCGACCGAUGAAUAG
Messenger RNA from Penicillium macrosclerotiorum, 333 nucleotides. RefSeq lists its product as uncharacterized. Lineage: Eukaryota; Fungi; Ascomycota; Eurotiomycetes; Eurotiales; Aspergillaceae. Bases 1 to 333 code for a protein of 110 amino acids. The record is from RefSeq and is a predicted model, not a curated record. The transcript has a single exon.